Molecule: messenger RNA, 541 nt
Organism: Notolabrus celidotus (New Zealand spotty)
Lineage: Eukaryota; Metazoa; Chordata; Actinopteri; Labriformes; Labridae
Product: neuronal acetylcholine receptor subunit alpha-7-like
Exons: 6
Biological process (GO): monoatomic ion transmembrane transport; regulation of membrane potential; chemical synaptic transmission
Cellular component (GO): postsynaptic membrane; synapse; neuron projection
Molecular function (GO): transmembrane signaling receptor activity; acetylcholine-gated monoatomic cation-selective channel activity
Source: RefSeq, a predicted model, not a curated record
AGGAGGAACUCCACUCAGUUUCUCGUCUCAGAGAGAAUCGGCUGCUGAGGAUGGACGCUCGGAUCUUCACUCUGCACGUCCUGACGCUCUGCUGCCUCAUGCAUGGCUCUCUGCAGGGGGCGUACCAGCGGCGCCUCUACAAGGAGCUGAUGAGGAACUACAACCCGUUAGAGAGACCGGUCAACAACGACUCCCACAGCCUGACCGUCCACUUCAGCUUCAGCCUGCUGCAGAUCAUGGACGUGGAUGAGAAGAACCAGGUGCUGACCACCAACAUCUGGCUGCAGCUGUACUGGACGGAUUACUACCUGCAGUGGAACGUGUCUGAUUAUCCGGGUGUGACCAACGUCCGGUUUCCCGACAGUCAGAUCUGGAGGCCGGACAUCCUGCUGUACAACAGUGCUGAUGAAAGGUUCGACGCCUCCUUCCACACCAACAUCCUGGUCAACUCCUCCGGAUACUGCCAGUACCUGCCGCCAGACCUUUAUGAAGGUCUGAGGGGACGCAGGGUCAACGAGAGGUCAGAGGUCAACAGAGCGAG